AUGAUCGUCGACCCCUCCACUACUCUCAUGGCUAAAGACACUCAGACUGGUUAUGACGCAGAAGGACAGCCCAUGCAGGCUCCUCCUUCAUAUGACACGGCGGUAGCUGGUGGAAACAUAUCUGGAUCUUACAUCCCUGAAGGCGCCGCAAAGGCCCAGGAUGUCAAAGUUCCUCCCCCCUCAUCCGACCCGUACUCCGCAGGCCAGCCGUCCCCCGCGCAAUACGGCCAGAUGCCCGCCACGACGGUGUACAACUACAUCAACCCACACAACGGCGAGCGCAUCGUGUCGCUCCUGGCCCCAGACCACCCGCAGAUGGUCUGCUUGCAGCAAGGCGGGCACGUAGCGCGCUCCAAGUUUGGCAUCCUCGGCAUAUUGGCUGCGGUGUUCUGGUUCCCUCUCGGUGUUGGGCUGUGCCUGCUCGACCGCAAGGUCUACUGCGAGCGGUGUGGCGUCACGAUGGACGAGGGGCUGUGUUGA
Messenger RNA from Trametes versicolor FP-101664 SS1, 480 nucleotides. RefSeq lists its product as uncharacterized. The transcript has 4 exons. The record is from RefSeq and is a predicted model, not a curated record. The coding region runs from base 1 to 480 and encodes 159 amino acids. Lineage: Eukaryota; Fungi; Basidiomycota; Agaricomycetes; Polyporales; Polyporaceae.